This is a messenger RNA of Pleuronectes platessa (European plaice), 3273 nucleotides long. It is a transcript of the gene tspan4b, whose product is annotated as tetraspanin 4b. The record is from RefSeq and is a predicted model, not a curated record. Gene Ontology annotation, cellular component: membrane. Lineage: Eukaryota; Metazoa; Chordata; Actinopteri; Pleuronectiformes; Pleuronectidae. The transcript has 8 exons. The coding region runs from base 309 to 1007 and encodes 232 amino acids.
ACACAGACAUCUGGCAAUAAUUGGAGUAGGGGGAGGGAGGGAGAGAGAUCUGUUUACAAAAGGGAACAAAACUAAUUCUGAACUAACAUGUAAGUGUCAGAAUUGGGGAUGGGGACAACUGGAGAAAGCAUGCAGACACACUCUACCAGUUACGAAUAAUAUAGAAGAGUAGAAGAAGAAGAUAAAGCCUAGAUCACAGUACAAUACAAAGGAGAUCUGAAAGCAAAGAUCAAACCCAGGGAUUGAAGGAAGCAGUAGUUACAAAGACGAGCUUGGACAAGACAAGACAACUGACCCUCAUCCUCAGGAUGUCGGUGUCUCAGAGGUGUUUGUGCUGUGUCAAAUAUUUGAUGUUUGUCUUAAACCUUAUCUUCUGGCUAGGAGGAUGUGGUCUAUUUGGAGUUGGAGUAUGGCUGUCCUUCACACAGGCAGAGUUUUCCUCUCUUCCUCUGUCCUUUCCAUCCCUCUCAGCUGCCAAUCUGCUGCUAGUUGCUGGUGGCAUAACCAUGGUCACUGGCUUCCUGGGUUGUCUUGGAGCCCUUAAGGAGCAGCGCUGCCUGUUGUUCAUGUUCUUUGUGAUCCUUUUGCUCCUUGUCCUGACGGAGGUGACUGUAGUGUUGGUUUUACACAUCUUCCAUGACAAGCUGGAUUCCAAAGCACAACAUGAAUUAAAGGAAGGUAUGAAGAUUUAUAAAUCAAAACCUGGACUGAAAAAAUCCUGGGACAAUGUGCAGAUAAUGUUCAAAUGCUGUGGAGUAACAAACAAAACAGACUGGUAUGAUGUGCUGAAUGGAACGCUACCCUCAUCCUGCUGCUCUGUUGGGAUGGACAAAUGCAUUGACGGAUGGAGUGAGCCGUGCUAUCAGAAGGCCAGGCAGUGGCUGCUAAUUAACAUCCCCUCAGUCCUGGUGUUUGGAGUCUGUAUUGGUGUUGUACAGAUUUUGGCUCUGGGGUUCUCCAUGAUGAUGUACUAUCAAAUUCUGUGUGCAGAGAAGCACUUGGACUAAGUGCAGACCAGAUGUACGCUGUCCUUUAUUAUCACAAUCUCCUCAAGGAUCUAAAUUUGGGUUUCAAAUUCCCUGUAGGAUUCCCCUCAAAGCCAACAUGUAAUAGACAUGGGGCAGUAUAAAUAUAGAAAGCAACAGACUGUGGAAGAAGAAAAUGAUGAGCAAUGCUGGUUGUCUUUAUACCAGUCAUAUGAAUUUAAUAUCAUGCACUUCAACAUUGCUCAACAAUGAUGUUUUGUUUUAUCUGUGGCAUCCUUCAGCUGCCAGUCAUAACAAGUCACAAUUACAUACAAUUGCAAUCAGAAAUAUUCAACCUCCUCACCUCAAAAGACAUUAUAGUGAUGUGGAUGGUAAAUGGUAAAUGGCUUUGUAUAUAUAGCGCUUUUCUAGUCUUGAUGACCACUCAAAGCGCUUUACAGUACAGCUCUACAUUCACCCAUUCACACACAUAUUCAUACAGUGCAUCUAUUCGCAGCACUUAGUUAUUCUAUGUGGGGCCAUUCGGGGUUCAGCAUCUUGCCCAAGGACACUUCGGCAUGCAGAUGGGUCAGACUGGGGAUCGAACUGCCGACCUUCAGGUUGGAGGAUGACCACUCUACCCCUCAGCCACAGCCGCCCACAUAUAUGAAUGAAAGAUAAUGACAUUAAAUAACAAAAAACCUCAUUAAACAACAAAAAAUAUUUAUUGAUACAUAUUUAAGUUAGUUUGACAACAGAAGUUGACUUAACUUUAAACUUUCAAAUGAAAAAUGUAACUCUUUUAACACAUGUCCAUGUGCAGUAUUAUUCAACCACCAGCUUCAGUAGUUUCUGGUGCAUCCUCUAGCUUUUAUAACUUCUAACAAACGUUUCCAGUAAGUGCUGACAAGAUUCUUACACCUCUCGAUCGGAAUCUUUGCCCAUUCUUCACGUGCAAAAGCCUAUAGCUCAGUAAUGUUUGAUGGCUUCCGUGCUGCAACUGCCUUCUUUAAAUCCCACCAAAUAUUUUCAAUCGGAUUUUAAUCUAGUGACUGAGAAGGCCACUCCAGGACGUUCCAGGAUAUUUUUCUCAACCAAGCUUUGGUUGACUGGGAGGUGUGCUUGGGAUCAUUGCCUUGCUGGAAAGUCCAAUGAUCACCAAGGUUUAAUUUGUCAACAGAAGGCAUCACAUUCCUCUUUAAAAAUUGGCUUUUUAAAAACAACAAUAUUUUAUAGGGGUUGAAUAAUUGUGACAUUGCUAUCUUAACAAAAAAUUUCUGUUACAUACAAAUACUAUGUAAUGCAUUUUCUGUGUUGAUUUGAUGUAUCACUCAACUCAUAAAUAGGUCAUCCGAAGCAGAAUUUUGCUCUCUGAAAAAACUUUAAUUGAUAAAUCCUUAAAAUCUUUGGGAGGUUAGGGUUGAAUAUUUCUGAUUGCAACUGUAAAUGCAUUGCUCCUCCAGGGAAAUGCUGGCUCCUAUGUCCUCUUAAAACUUAAAAAACACACAUCUGCCUCUUCUUGUUUUACAGCAUCUUGUUUAUUUUUUAGGACAUGCUAUAAGAUUAACCUGAUCAUUUACCCCAACCGCAUGUCAAGAGAGAAAGAGAGUAAAUCUGAAUCAUCUGGUUGUGUGUUGGGCAACCAUUAUGAUGGAGUAAAACAAAACAGACAGAGAGAAAUCAUUGAAAGAACAGAAAAUAGUCUAUGGAGCACUUUGUUAAUAAUUUCAGGACUUGCAUCUUAUGCACUUUGAAUGUUUCUGCUUGAGUGACUCUACAGCCACUCUUAUUUCAAUCUAAUUUAUCUAACCACUAUACUUUAUUGUCCGUAUUUACCAUAUACGUCUAUCGAACCUUAUCUUUUUCAUUGGAGCAUAUACAUAUAGAUUAUCUGUUAAGGCUCAAAAGCUAGAUAUGGCAGUAGUAUACUAAUGUAGACUAGUAACAAUGUUGCAUGCCUGUUCAAAAUGUGCAUAGCACACUGACAAAAAAUAGCCAGAAUGGAUUGGCACUUCCUAUCAGUGGAAUUAUUCAGGCUGGCCCUGUCUUUUUGUGAACUAAAUUGGCUGUUUUAUGGCUUAAAGGCUUAAAAAUGACUGUAGCCACUGCCUGGAGAAGCUUUUUCUCUGUGCCACUAGCAAAAAGGGAUAAAUAUAGAGAAGGAUUCAGCUGCACUGACUUGCAUGUUCAUUCUUUGUGAUCAACACAGACCCAUCAAAAAACUAUGCCAUGAAUAGGUCUGUAUUUACUGAUUUUGCUUUAUUUUGAUUAAUAAAUGUUCCAAAAAAUAAAGGAACAUAUCAAUGCA